AUGGACCUGAGUGCCAGUAAGUCCAGCGAUUCUGAGGAAGACUUCGCAGAGGAAGAGGAUUCGGGGGAGGAGUGUGUGAAAGAGGAAGCUGCCAUCCCUUCUAAACCUUUGCAACAGGCAGUCUCAAAGACAAAUGAGAAUGGGGUUCGCUUAGCCAUUGUAGCCAAAAAAAUUCCAAAGAAAAUUAUAGCCACAACUGACACAGAUGAAGCUGGAAGGCGGAAGAGAAAGCGGAAACGCAGACCCCUGACUAUCAACCUGACCAACUGCAAGUAUGAGAGCGUGCGACGAGCAGCAGAGAUAUGUGGCUUGAAGGAGGUGGGGGAGGACGAAGAGUGGACUGUGUACUGGACAGACUGUUCUGUCUCACUGGAACGAGUCAUGGACAUGAAGAGGUUUCAGAAAAUCAACCACUUCCCUGGUAUGACUGAAAUCUGCCGCAAAGAUCUGCUGGCCCGGAACCUCAACCGCAUGCAGAAGCUGUAUCCCACCGAGUACAACAUCUUCCCCCGAACCUGGUGUCUCCCGGCAGAUUAUGGGGACUUCCAGUCCUAUGGUCGCCAGAGAAAGACCCGAACUUACAUCUGCAAGCCAGACAGUGGCUGUCAGGGCCGGGGCAUCUUCAUCACCCGGAACCCCCGGGAGAUCAAGCCUGGGGAGCACAUGAUCUGUCAGCAGUACAUCUCCAAGCCCUUUCUCAUUGAUGGCUUCAAGUUCGACAUGCGAAUCUACGUCCUAAUCACAUCCUGUGAUCCUCUUCGCAUCUUUAUGUACGAGGAGGGCCUGGCCCGUUUUGCCACCAUGCCCUACGUGGAGCCCACCCAUAACAACCUGGAAGAUGUCUGCAUGCACCUAACCAACUAUGCCAUCAACAAACACAAUGAGAAUUUUGUGCGGGAUGAGUCCAUGGGCAGUAAGAGGAAGCUGUCGACCCUCAACGCUUGGCUACGCGAGCACAACUACGACCCCCGAGAGCUGUGGGGGGACAUUGAAGAUAUCAUCAUCAAAACCAUCAUCUCGGCCCACUCUGUUCUCCGCCACAACUACCGAACCUGUUUCCCCCAAUAUCUGAGUGGAGGCACAUGUGCCUGCUUUGAGAUCCUUGGUUUUGACGUCUUGCUGGACCACAAGAUGAAGCCGUGGCUGCUGGAGGUAAACCACUCUCCGAGCUUCACCACCGACUCCCGUCUCGAUCGGGAGGUGAAGGAUGCACUUCUGUGUGAUGCCAUGACGCUCGUGAACCUGAGGGGUUGUGACAAGAAGAAGGUGCUAGAGGAGGAAAAGCGGCGCAUGAAGGAGCGCCUUUUUCAGUACCACCUGCCGCUGCGGGAGAACAGGCAAGAACAGAUUGAGUCAUCCCAGGCAGCCAUGCUGGAUCAGGAGCGAUAUGAAGACUCCCACCUCGGGGGGUACCGGAGGAUCUACCCUGGGCCUGACUCAGAGAAGUAUGAGCCCUUCUUCAAGCACAAUGGCUCCCUCUUCCAGGAGACUGCUGCCUCCAAGGCCAGAGAGGAGUGUGCCAGGCAACAACUGGAAGAGAUUCGUCAGAAGCAGGAACAGCAAGAGAACUUGAGCACCAAAAAGAGAAAGGAAAACAAGGACCAGAUCCAGGGAGAAUCAGCUGGGGAGAAGAACCGGUGCAAGGCAGGGGCCCGGGCACUCUACACUCACUUGGUUUACAGAAACCGACACCAGGAAAAAGAGCUGCUACCAGUACCAGACACCAUGCAGCCUCAAGAAAUUGUGGAAGAGGAGGAGCUAGAGCGGAUGAAGUCCAUGCUACAGAGGGAGAAUCUUAUCAGAAGCCUGGGUAUUGUAGAGCAGCUUCACCGAAUGCUGCACCUUAACCACCGGGGCCAGAAAAAUCUUCCUGAGUAUCGGCCUAGAUUUCACCAGGACGGGCUGGGUAGUCAAGAACUGCAACCUCUGAAUCUGGUGCCAUUGGUGCUCCUGAGAGGGGCUGUCUCAGAGCAGGGACCCCCUCAUAUCCUGCAACCACUUCGGCCCCAUAUAUUGAUCCCCAGGAUCUUAGGGCCACUGUCAAGCACAAAUGCUGCAAUUGUACAGCACUCUUGGUACCAUCUGAAGCCCAAGAACUUCAACUGGACGGGACACUCAGCCGCCACUGGCUCCUGUUCAUUGUCAAUGAAGAAUGGUAGAAGGCCCUAUUUUUCCAGCGCCAGAGUCAGGCUCACUAGACAAAGCCAAGCCAGCAGAAGGCUAGAAGCUAUAAAUAGAGUCCUGGCAGAAUCGGUGCCACACACUUUAACUCCAAAGCAGGGCUAUCUUCUGCAACGGGAAAGAGAAGACAGCAGUUCAUGGACUGAAUAUGCCUUGCCCUCCAAGGUGAACUCCGAGUGCAGAGUGGUCAAGGCCAGGGCCGUCACGCUCUGCCCUGCCUCUGCCCCCGUGACGGAUCCGGCCGGCAAAAUCCUCAACCUCAGCCAGUACAGGUAAAAGCAGGAGGGGAGCCCAGCCACUCCACCUACCCUGGACAACCCCCCUCAGGUUUCCGAAGGCGCAAAACCAAAGACUGCCACCGAGUUCCAGUUUGCCAAUUUCUGGCCAGGAAUCCUGUUUGCAAAAGGCAAGACACCAAGAAUUCUUCAACACUUGAUUCUUUGGGGACCGGUAAAGCCGAAACGCUGAAGGGCCGAGGCCGGCGUGUUGUGGGCUCCUCGAGCCUAGGCUGGGUUUAGU
Molecule: messenger RNA, 2700 nt
Organism: Perognathus longimembris pacificus (Pacific pocket mouse)
Lineage: Eukaryota; Metazoa; Chordata; Mammalia; Rodentia; Heteromyidae
Gene: Ttll13
Product: tubulin tyrosine ligase like 13
Exons: 14
Coding region: 1-2457 (818 amino acids)
Biological process (GO): protein polyglutamylation; microtubule cytoskeleton organization
Cellular component (GO): cilium
Molecular function (GO): tubulin-glutamic acid ligase activity; tubulin binding
Source: RefSeq, a predicted model, not a curated record